Schistosoma curassoni is the source of this 390-nucleotide messenger RNA. Lineage: Eukaryota; Metazoa; Platyhelminthes; Trematoda; Strigeidida; Schistosomatidae. The record is from the annotation of a GenBank genome assembly.
AUGCCAAAAUCAGAUGACCCAAGUAAAAAGCAAUUUGAGGAAGCGAAAAGACUUGCAGGAGUUCCAAUUGAAUGGGAUAAGCUUCUUACUGACUCACUAAAACUAGCAUUCCAGAAGGAAGAUAUUGAUUUUGAUGAUGAUGCAAUGUUACUUGAAUGUUACGAAAAACAUAACAAAACUCUUCAAGAAAAUAUACCACCUACACGUCUUCUGGUACAUCGACUUGGAGAUGGUUGGGAACCAUUGUGUAGAUUCUUGAAUGUGGAUGUACCAGCUAACAUACCAUACCCUAAGAUGAAUCAACUGUCUGACAUGAUAAAGCUAAGGGAUUUGAUAAAGAAAUUUGGAUCGGUUGAGGAAGUCGCUAGGAUGCAUCCAGGAAUUAUGUAA